Symbiodinium sp. CCMP2592 is the source of this 1116-nucleotide messenger RNA. NCBI's taxonomy places the organism in Eukaryota, Dinophyceae, Suessiales, Symbiodiniaceae. The record is from the annotation of a GenBank genome assembly.
AUGGCGGAUUCGACACUGCGUGAAGCCUCGGCUGCGGCCGAAGCCCCUGCGCAGCCAGAGCGUCAAAAGUGCGCCCUUUGCCUCCUGCUCUGUGAGAAGGUGAGCAAACGUGGGGCCCAGCUUGUCUGCUCGUGUUGCGUGAACGUUUCGUCCAUGCUGCAGCACAAGCUGGGCGGCAAGGUCGCUACCACGUUGGAGGACAAGGUCACCUUCUACCAGAAGAUCAAGAGCACAGGCUCUGGCCGCUUGGAGUGGAAGACCGUGCGGGCCCUCGUCAAGGAGCACAUGAUUCUGCGGAGAAUCAAGCAAAGUGAAGUCAGUGUGGGAGGGAAGUACCUUCCCAUGAACGUUCACUUGGCUGCUGGCUGGACCGAGAGCCAGGUCCGGGCCAAGGAGGACUUCAUGGAGGAUGCCCAGCUGGGCACGGUGUGGCGUGUUCCCGUCAUGGAGAAGACGGUUCGCCAGAUCGACGAAGAAAUCGACGAGGAGCUCACUACGAAAGAGCAGGAGGUGACCAAGAGCCGGCAGGGCAAGAAAAGGAAGCUGCAAGAGGGAGAGCAGCAGGAGCCAGACCUGGACCUUCCUUCCGCUGCUGCAGGAAGCAAAGCUUCCGAAAGCAACAAAGCUGAGAAGAAGGAGGCGCAGGAGGAAGCCAAAGCGGAACGCUUGGUUUUGAAAAGCAACAAGACAACGGCUGCUCUGGCAGCCAAGGUUGUUGGCCCCCUCUCCACGCUGGUGUCCUCGCUCAACUCGGCUAAGGGUUUCGCCACGAAGUUCUGGGACGACCUCGCGCCUGACCUUCGCACAAGCUUCGCCGAGGCCUUAGCUACGGCUCUCGCCUGGAAGACCGCUGCCACCUCGGCUCUGCAGUUCCAGGAGAACUACGAAAACGCUGCCCGCAAGGACCCGGCGGCUCCGGUGCAGUCUCUCCCUGCUCUGCCCUUCACUGCGGAGACGUUUUCGGACUACGAGAAGGCGAGCAAAGCUACUGUGAAGGAGCUGCGCAGUACUGUCCGCGCCAAGAAAGACGAGGCUGUUGCAGCUGCUGAGGCCGCAGGCAAAGCCAAGGCUAAGCCUAAGCACCGCGUCAAUGGGAAAGCCAAAGCAGCGGCUUGA